Cygnus olor (mute swan) is the source of this 9475-nucleotide messenger RNA. It is a transcript of the gene LRFN5, whose product is annotated as leucine rich repeat and fibronectin type III domain containing 5. Gene Ontology annotation, molecular function: protein binding. Lineage: Eukaryota; Metazoa; Chordata; Aves; Anseriformes; Anatidae. The coding region runs from base 294 to 2624 and encodes 776 amino acids. The record is from RefSeq and is a predicted model, not a curated record. The transcript is spliced from 3 exons.
GGGCUGCGCGCGUGUGCGUGUGCGCUGCCGCCGGCCGCGCCGCGCUGAGCCGCCGCGCUCCAUGGGGCCGUCCGCGCGGGCUGCCCUGCCCGCCCCGGCCGCCGGCAGCCGCCGCCGCGGAGCCGCUCUAGGAUGCGGCUGCUGAGCGCCGGCACGGGGCAGAGAGGCGGCCAGCCUGCCUGCCGCGAGACCCUGAAGCCCCGCCGGAGCCUGGCCGCGGCCGCAGCUGCAGGGGGAGCGCUCCGGACGCCGUCUUUCCCCGGGAGGCACCAGGCUCGUGAAUCUAAUCUACAAUGGAAAAACUGCUUUUGUUUCUGCUGUUCAUUGGCGUAGCAGUGAGAGCUCAGAUCUGCCCAAAGCGCUGUGUCUGUCAGAUUUUGUCUCCGAACCUUGCGACCCUUUGUGCCAAGAAAGGGCUCUUAUUUGUUCCACCAAACAUUGACAGGAGGACCGUGGAAUUAAGGCUGGCAGACAACUUUGUUACAAAUAUUAAAAGGAAAGACUUUGCCAAUAUGACCAGCCUUGUGGACCUGACGUUGUCCAGGAAUACAAUAAGUUUUAUCACACCUCACGCAUUUGCUGAUUUGCGCAAUUUGCGGGCUUUGCAUUUGAACAGCAACCGAUUGACUAAGAUCACCAAUGACAUGUUCAGUGGACUCUCCAAUCUUCAUCACUUGAUACUUAACAACAACCAGCUGACUCUGAUUUCUUCCACAGCUUUUGAUGAUGUUUUAGCUCUUGAGGAACUGGAUUUGUCUUACAACAAUCUGGAAACCAUCCCCUGGGAUGCCGUGGAGAAGAUGGUUAGUUUGCACACUCUCAGUCUAGACCACAAUAUGAUUGAUCAUAUUCCUAAAGGGACCUUCUCCCACCUCCACAAGAUGACCAGGUUAGAUGUCACGUCUAACAAACUGCAGAAGCUACCGCCUGAUCCUCUCUUCCAGCGAGCUCAGGUACUGGCAACCUCAGGAAUUAUCAGCCCCUCUACUUUUGCGUUAAGCUUUGGUGGAAACCCUUUGCAUUGCAACUGUGAGCUUUUGUGGCUGAGGCGUCUUUCCAGGGAAGAUGACCUGGAGACAUGUGCUUCUCCCCAGCUCUUGUCUGGCCGGUACUUCUGGUCAAUCCCCGAGGAGGAGUUCCUGUGCGAGCCUCCCCUCAUUACCAGGCACACCCACGAGCUGAGGGUGCUGGAGGGCCAAAGGGCAGCACUGAGGUGCAAGGCCAGGGGGGAUCCAGAACCAGCAAUUCAUUGGAUUUCACCCGAGGGCAAACUUAUUUCUAAUGCAACGAGGUCUGUGGUGUACGACAACGGGACGCUCGACAUCCUCAUAACGACGGUGAAGGACACGGGCUCUUUCACCUGCAUUGCUUCCAACCCAGCUGGGGAAGCCACACAGACGGUGGACCUGCACAUAAUUAAACUCCCUCACUUGCUGAACAGUACUAACCACAUCCACGAGCCUGACCCUGGCUCCUCGGAUAUCUCUACGUCCACCAAGUCAGGCUCUAAUGCGAGCAGCAGCAAUGGGGAUACUAAAGUCAGUCAAGACAAGAAGGUGGUCGUCGCUGAAGCAACAUCGUCUACUGCUCUGCUGAAAUUCAAUUUUCAAAGAAACAUACCUGGAAUACGCAUGUUCCAGAUCCAGUACAACGGUACUUACGAUGACUCCCUUGUUUACAGAAUGAUACCUCCCACGAGCAAAACCUUCCUGGUCAACAACCUGGCUGCUGGGACUGUGUACGACCUGUGCGUCUUGGCCAUCUACGAUGACGGGAUCACCUCGCUGACUGCCACCCGCGUCGUGGGGUGCACGCAGUUCACCACCGAACAGGAUUACGUGCGCUGCCAUUUCAUGCAGUCCCAGUUCCUGGGUGGGACCAUGAUUAUCAUCAUUGGUGGGAUCAUCGUGGCCUCCGUGCUCGUGUUCAUCAUCAUCCUCAUGAUCCGCUACAAGGUGUGCAACAACAACGGGCAGCAGAAGGCCACCAAGGUCAGCAACGUGUACUCGCAGACGAACGGGGCUCAGAUGCAGGGCUGUGGCGGGGUGCUGUCCCAGUCCGUGUCCAAGCAGGCUGUCGGGCACGAGGAGGGCGUCCAGUGCUGCAAGGCUGCCAGCGACGGCGCCGCCCCCUCGCCGGAGACCGGCUCCGGCCAGGACGCCGCCACCACUACCUCCGCUUUGCCUCACGCGUGGACUUCCAGCGCUUCUGCCCCCCAGAAGCAGAAGCGGAAGCCGGGGCCAAAGCCAGGCAGCGAGCCGCAGAGUGAAGCUGUCACGAAUAUCGAGUCCCAAAACACUAACAGAAAUAACUCCACUGCUCUGCAGCUAGCUAGCCGUCCCCCCGACUCUGACAAAGGGGCCCCCACGUACAAAAGAGCACAAUCAAAGCCAAGUAAGUUUCUCACUUUGCCGGCCGCCACGUCCAGAGCCAAGCGCAGGCUGUCGCUGGGCGGGGAGCUGCUGCAGUGCCGCUGCCACCUGGACGCCCCGGGCGCGGGCGGACUGUGCUCCAGGCGCAGCCUCUCUAUGAACGGGAUGCUGACCCAGGCAGACCGCUCUGACGGGGAGAGUGGAAAAGCAACUUUCUCGAGUUCUGAGUGGAUAUUGGAAAGCACUGUGUGACCUGCCUUUUGUUUUAUUUAUUUUUUAAGUUUAAUUUUUUAUUUCGGUGAAAAACAAAACACCAAACGUUGUGUGAAACUCCAUCUCCUAGGGAAUGGGAUUUGGAAGUCCACUGUUGUCUCGCUGAUUAAUGGCUUGUUCAUGCGGGGUUCUCUAUAAGCCACCCAGUGCACACAGGGUUUUAUCUAGUUUCCAUUUUGUUUUAUUUAUUAUCAAAACUGAAGGCAACAUUGAGAGAUUAAAAAAAAAAAAAAGAAAAAAAUUAAGGGGUGAAAAAAACAUGAUACAGCACCAGUGCCUUCCCUACUCUAGGACUGGCUUCCUGGUUCUGCAGUAGCAGAAAACAAAAGAGAGAGUUUUCACAGAAAAAGCCUUUUAUAAAGGAAAUGAAAUUUCCUCCAAGCUAACAAAUAACCACUUCUGGAUCAAUCAGUAAAAUAUUUUUUAAAAUGGUCAGACUGUAUAUUUCUUUUCCGUGACAAUGGUGUUGCCUUUGUUUUUAGGCAGAUGCUGUACAGAAACAACAACAUUGUGUUGUUAUCUUGUGUAAAAUAAAAUACUCACUCGGUACACCCAGCCGGCCUCACGGUAUCUGCCCGCCCGCAGCCCUGCCCGGGGCGCGGACAAGGACGAGGAGGAGGAGGAGGAGGAGGAGGGGUGGGACAGGGGAGCACUGGGGCAAGGGUCCCCCUCUGCCCAGAGCCGGGGUAUCAGUGCCAAAGCUGGGAAAACUGCCGCCUUUCAGCAGCAGCAUCCAGGGCCAAUACCUGACCAAUUGCUCCCAGCUCGUGCGAAGCUUGGUUUGCUGCAUGGGAAUUGAAUUUGUCGAGCUCCAAGGAGAGCGCUGGCAGCUCGGGAUGGCGGGGAGCGAGCCCGAGCGGAGCAGCAGGUGUGGGUGCAGGGGCCGCGUGCCGCUGCGGGAGGGCAGCAGUGGGCUCUGGAGCUGCUCGGCGAGCGCCGAGGGCAGGGGUGGUGAUGGCGACCUGGUCUGUUCUGGGCCUUUGGGGGCCCGUUUCCUCUAAGCGCUACAGUUUGCAUCAGGCCACCAUGUAAAGACAAGCAUAUGGCAAUAAGUGGUAACAGUUGAAACACCCACGUUGUGAGGAUGACAAAUGUGCUGCUGCUGCUCUGCGCGUUCUAAAGAAAAUUUUACAAUUACUAUUAAUUAAACUUGUAAGGUCAUUGUGUUUAAAUCAAAGACAGUUUAACUGAGCAAUUUCAGUGCAUUCUCAGAUGCUAAAUACUGGUUUUAAUAUAGGCUUUGUGACCAUUAAAGCGAUACAAUAGUUAAAUUUUAUACCCCUGUGCUUGUGCUUGAAGGAAAUAUAACCCAAGCAGAUGCUUGAAGAUGUCCUGGCUCUAAGCCAGCGCAUCCGUGCAGCAGGUCAGCCCCAGGACUGUCGUGGAAGGGGGCUUCUCCUCACAGUCCUCUGGGAUUCUGCUGCCGAGGUGCUACAGCUCUGCCCUGGGGCGUGCAAAACCUUCUGUGGGUCUUGGCUGCAGUGUGCCGCUCCCUGCUUUGGCUGUCUGUCCGGGAAGCGUGGAUCCUGGGUGGGGGUGGUGUAAAGCACAUGAAAAGAAGAGACUGUUUCUUUUUUAGAAAGCCCUUUCUCUUCUUUGGAAGUGCAGAGACCAGAAAGGAAACGAAGCCUCAAAAUUAGAAUACCCGUUUCCUGCUGGAAAAGCUAAAAACAUCCCUCCAAAUUUCUCUGGAAGAUCACAUUCUUCUAGAGCGGAUGUAUGCACAUAAAUUAGCCAGUAAAAUAGUGCACCACCAGAGAUAGUGAUAUAUUUGUCAAAGUGAUGGUAGUUUGAAAAUGAAGGCAUUGUCAAGUAUGGGAAAAAUGAGUACUUAAGUGCUCCAUUGAGGAGCUGGAUCUCUGCAGGUAGUACCUUCACUUUAUGCUUGGGUAAGGAGACAGCUCUAAAGGUUUUCUGCUGAGGUACUUGUUUUAAUUGUGCAUUUUAAAAACAUCAAAUGAAAAUGCUUUAUAUGUUGUCUAAAAUUGGACAUGUGUCUAAUGUUUUGUGAAGGUGCUAAAAUAUUAAUAGCUUCUGGGGGCUUAGGGGGCUUUAUUCUCACAUUUUUAAUUUUUUACUCUAAGGAAUCGAUUUUCUAAACACUGAAGCUGAGUAUUCUGUCCACAGUGCAUUUGUAUAAGCAGCUUAGAAGGACCAUAUGUCACCGUGUUUGAUUUAAUUCUGUGCUAAUAUUGCAGGAACAGUUAGACCUGGAAAGCUGAGGUUUCUUCUCGUGCAGCUUUCUCUCUUCGUCAGAGAUGAGUAUCCAUUGGGUAUGCGCUGUGCCACUGCCACUGUAGUAAAUGCACAGCAGGACAUUUCAUUUUAUUUGGGCUUGAUUCCACAGAAAGCCAUGCGAAGGAGGAAAUUCUGUCCUUUCUGUUCUGCACAACCAGAGGCUGCCAACAGUUAGAGGCAGAAAAAGUGCUGAGAUAUUGCUUGCUCAGAAGAAUAACAUUUAUGUAUGUUUGUUCAGUGACGUUCUGGAAAAUUUUCUAGUUCUUCGGAAACAAAAGUGUGCAUUUAAUGAAUCCAAGCCAGGAGUACCCCGCUGUGGGUGCUUGGUGCCAGCACGCUGGCAGGCCCUGGGAGCUUGGGGCGCUGGUGGCGUGCUGAGACUCACACGGGUCUGGUGUGCUGGGCCCUGCUCCUGGCUGAGCUCCGCCGGCCCGGGGCUGUGCAAGGGGUGUGCGGCACCGAAACCAGCAGGCGGAACCGUGCUGCUCCGGGUAUCACCUGGCCUGCAGGUCUGCUGCCUUUUAAUGAUGCUUCUUGACAAUAGGUUUUACUCCUACUAAAGUUUCUGGCACAUGCUUCCUCUUGCAUCUUUCUAAAUACACUCGUAAUCCCUUUUCCAGAGCAUGGUUGUUCUGUUAAGGAGGUCUGGUACAAAUAAUGUUUGGAUGGAGAAGCAGGGUUUUGUUGGAUAAAAAGUUUGUUGUGUUAGCUUUUCUUUCUGUGCCGCUUUCUGCUUAUGUUUUGGACAUGUUCUUGACAGUGAAUAUAUGGUACUGCUCAGCUCUGGGUGCAAAUGUGGCUUUAUUUCUGGCAACGUGUCCUGGUUUGCUUGAAGCCCCCCCCCCAGGCACCCGUGCAGCCCUGCGAUAGAUAACAAGGUGAAUGGGGAGGAUGCGGCCGCCUGCUGGGUGCCUGGCAGAGGUCCGGCAGGCGGCCGGGGGUGCGGAGGCGCGUGUGGCCCGGCGGGCGAUGCCCGCGGGGGGCUGCGGGGUCGUGCCGUCCCCACCGCGGGCUCGCCAGCUGCGGGGCCCUGCCCUGUGCUGCUGGCGCUGGCGGCCGCCACGUGGCUGCAGGGACAAGUCCCGUGGUGGCUGGGCAGAUCCUGGCGGGGACGGCGGGAGGCGGUGGCAGGGCCCGUUCCCGCACGCUCCCGCUCUGCCAGCGUCCCCGUGGCCGUGCCCGGCGUGUGGCGCGGCGCCAGCGCCUGUCCCAGCGGGUCUCCUGCCACUGGUGCUGCACCCAGCAGAGCUGCUGGAGGCUGGAGCUGUGCUCGCUGCCGAGCAGAGCUGGUCGCAUUUUCCCAGAGGUCUGCUGGUUGCUGCCUCGUGCUCGCACGUUGCGGUCCUGAGUAACGCGAGCCAGCUGCGCGCCUGCAAAGCAGCACGAGCCAGCCGAUCAAUGCCGAGCUCUGGUGGGUGGCAGUCCUGCAGGGCCGGCUGUCCGUGGGUCCUGCGGCAGCCUGCUGUCCCUGUGCCCGCUGCUCACGUGUCCUUCAAAAAGCACAGCGUAGCUCUUCCUGCGUCGCCUGUAAAACCAGCACCCAGAGCCACAGCAGGCACUGUGCAGGGAGAGGCAGUGGGUUUUAGUCCCCGGUGAUUGAUCCAACGAGCAAAAGUAAUGGUCACGGUUGUUAUCACUUACUGUUGCUUCUCUUCUUUUUAAUUGGGAGAAACUGGAAUCUCAGAGGUCUUGCUUGCAGAGUGGCAACAUUUGUCGACCUCGCAAUAUCUCCAGAAAAUUUAUUGUCCUGUUCUUUUAAGGUGCUGCUUGUAACAAGUGAUGUUCUCUUGCUCUCUUAAAGCAACAAUAACAACAGUAACAGAACAACACAAUGCCUUUCCCAUGGUAACUUAGUAAGUAAUUUUAAGGUAGGUCAAAGUUCUGGUUUAAAAAAAAAAAACAAAACACAACACAACACAGCAAAAUCAAUAGGGUCCUGCUUACUGAAAACGUCUCCAGUACUUUGCUUUUGCAAAUGUCUUUCUGCACGUCUUCUAGUUCAGCACUGACUGUGACACCAAAACGCUGACUGCCUCUGCAGCUGUGGGCUGUGGCAGCAGCUCCUUUCCUCUGUGCAGAUGUGCAAGCGUGCGCCUUUGUCACAGGUGUGGUGCAUUGGGUGUGUACCAUCAUUUAAAAAAAAAAAACUUUUCCUGUAUACAGCUGAUGUUUUAUUUAAAAAAAAAAACAAAAACAACAACAAAAAUCUUUCCCUGUAUACAGCUAAUGUUAACAGCUAGAGCCUAACAGUGUUUUGCAAGGAAAGCAUUGUCCCCAUGGCAGUGGCUGUAUUACCUCUCCCACUGUGGGGUGCCCAGGCCCCCUGUUGGGCCGGUGCUCCCAGUGCCCCCAGUAAGUAGCCUUGCUGCAGCACCCCUCUGAGCCCGCGCCCCCUGCGUCAGCGGUGCUCACCGCUGCGCCCGCCCCAGGGCUGGCGUGUGCCUCGGGGCACCGGGGCGGAGAGGGGACAGCAGCACUGACUGUCCCACUAGGGCUGCGGGGAGGUGGCUGCGUUAGGCAUGUGUGCUUUGAUGUCGGAUGAAGUCAACGCUGUGAAGUGUGAAGAACAAAUGUGCCAUAUUCUGAGUCGCUCUUUGAAUGUGGCUGUGGCCUUGCUUUCACAGCAACGCAGGUGUCCGUGAAGCAAAAGUGUGGAGGUUAGUGGGGCCGAAAUUGAAUGGGUUAAAGCAUGUACAACCUGGCAUCAGUAAUACAAAGCCAAGAGAAGGCAAAUCCUACUGAUCUUGCUGAUAGUAAGCUUUUAAUACAAUUGAUUUAUUCACAAGAGCCAGGCGUGAAGGCUGCUGCUUUAGCAAGAAGGAAGCUUAGCUUGCAAGGAAAGCAACUGAAAAAGAAAAAAGCAAACAUGGCAAAUUGCUGGCUGCAGAGAGACCACGAGUUUGAAACUUUGUCUCUGUGGAAGUAAGCAGAAUGAACUCUGCUGCUUUUGUUGUGCUGGAACAAGCUGUGUCCCCCUCAGGCCAUUUGAAGUUGUUAUUCAAUUGAUAUCAACUUCCCAAUUGAUAGAAAUUAGUAAUAAUUGAUAACAAUUGUUAUCAAUUGGGAAAUUGGGAGCAAGUCCAUGUGCCUGCCUUGAUGCCACAAUGCGCGUCCCCCAGGGGAAGCCUGGUCAGUGCUGGGGGGCACCUCAGGAGGGGCUACCCCUUGCCCCAGCUCACAGAGCCCUGCAGGAGGGUGGCCACAUGCUGGAGACAGGAGAGCAGAGGAGGGGAUGCAUUUCCCUGCUUUUUUCCCCCAGUCUGUAGCUAGAGCAGCGCAGGUCAGGAGCGUGUCCCCAGCACCGCAAGUGCACUGGGAGCUGCUGCCCUCCUGCACGUGCAGCACACGCUUGCCGGUGGGGCUGCCCGAGCCCGUGGGAGCUACCGGGGGCAGCUUUUAGUGCGGGAAUAGUCACGGCAUGUCCUGGCCUGACGCGGAGCCUCACGGGCACUCGUUCAUUAAACUCCUGGCUUUGCCCUGAAGCCGCUUUCUGGGCUGGCUCAGCACAGCUGCCUAGCUGUCUGGGGCUGCACCAUGGGGGCCCAUUUCCUCUGUCGUGUUGAAGCUGCCCUUUAAGGGUGACUUCUGCCGGUGCUGGAGCCCUGUGAGACACUGGGUGAGCCUGCAAGGCGCAGCAUUGCUGCGGCCGGGAGGAGCCACAGGGCGACCUUGGAGCAGCUUUGGUCUCCCAGCAUCACUGGGAAUUUUGUGUGCAAGCCAUGCCGUCUCUUCUGCACAGGAAAUUUUGUUUGCAGAGGACAAUGAGAAGGAAGAUUAAGGGUUCUGGCACCUGCCCUCUCCACCCCCGUGCUCCCUUGGGUGGGGUGGUGGUGGGCAGCACAACCUUCCUGCGGGGUCGGUGGGCAGGGAGCCCCCCAAGCCCCGGCGCUUGGCUUCACGCAGCUGGGAGAGCUGUGACCGCAAGGGCGAACUGAAAGCAGGGCGCCUGGCUGGUAGGUGGGUGCUGCAGCCUGGUGUUUCCGAAGGUAAGUGAGGCUGUGGGGCUGGCAGGCAGCGAGGCCGGAGCCCUGCCACGCGUGGCAGUGGCCUCCCCGAGGAGCAGGGGUCCCCUGUGCCGCCUGCUCUCCCUGCUCCCUCCGGCGCACACGGUGCGGUUGCUCAGUGACGGGCACUUACAAACCUGCACGUUUUCCACAUAGUGACUUUUUCACUUGCAUGUAAACCUUGCAAGGGCCAGUGCUGGACAUGUGCCCAUCCACUGCUUUCUUUUGGUGUUUUCACUUCUGUGCAAACUUCUGAAAGUAUACCAAGAGUUGAAAUCCCUAUCGUAGAAAAGGGCUUCACCUCAGAGAAGGCAAAAGCUAAUCUAGAAAAUGGAAAAUUCUCUGAUUCUGGAACAAUGAUCUUUACCUGGUCUUUGCUUUGUGUGGGUGUUUUUUGUUUGUUCAUUUGCCUUUUGCAGCAAGGGGCCAGCCAGCACUCCUGCUGCAGCUGAGGCCGGGCGAAAGGCCCGAUCCUGCGCUUUGUCCCCUCACUGUCUCUGUUCUGUCUCUUUGCACAGAAGCUGACCCGAAGGACGCCUGCCCUCCUCCGCUCCCUGAAAACGUUGCCACCGACGUUUUUACUUGGCA